Messenger RNA from Plodia interpunctella (Indianmeal moth), 1847 nucleotides. RefSeq lists its product as uncharacterized. The record is from RefSeq and is a predicted model, not a curated record. Gene Ontology annotation, cellular component: endoplasmic reticulum membrane; COPII-coated ER to Golgi transport vesicle; Golgi membrane. Bases 198 to 1355 code for a protein of 385 amino acids. Gene Ontology annotation, biological process: endoplasmic reticulum to Golgi vesicle-mediated transport; retrograde vesicle-mediated transport, Golgi to endoplasmic reticulum. The transcript has 8 exons. Lineage: Eukaryota; Metazoa; Arthropoda; Insecta; Lepidoptera; Pyralidae.
AGAAAUUUUGUUUAUGAUGGAUGGAUAGAUUAAUUUGAGUUGAGAUCGUGGACUGAGUCCUGAGUGCUUUGUUGUGAACAUCAACACUUUUAAGUAUUUAUUUAAUUUUUUAUUAAUAUUUGACUGGCCUGUUCCUGUUUGUGUUAAAUUUAUAUAUCAAUCUAUAUCUAUCCAACAAUUAAUUCCAUGUGAUAACGAUGUCUUCACAAUUGAUUGAUAAAUUUAAACAGUUAGAUGCAUAUGCCAAAACUUUGGAAGAUUUUAGAGUAAAAACCGCCACGGGGGCGGCAAUUACUGUGGCUGGAGCAAUGACAAUGGUUUUAUUAUUUUUGUCAGAACUGUACACAUAUAUGUCUCCGAAUAUAUCUGAAGAAUUAUUUGUGGAUACUUCUAGAGGACAUAAACUUCAAAUAAACUUUGAUAUUGUUGUACCAGCUAUUUCUUGUAACUAUCUAGUGCUUGAUGCCAUGGACUCAUCUGGAGAACAACACUUACAGAUGGAUCAUAAUAUUCACAAACGAAGAUUAGAUUUGGAUGGGAAUCCAAUUGAAGAACCAAAAAAACAAGAAAUUGUUCUGAGUUCCACAUUACAGCAAAAUGAUACUGCAAUAGCAAAAGUAUCAUGUGGGAGCUGCUAUGGGGCAGCCUUUAAUGAAUCUCAAUGUUGUAAUACUUGUGAAGAUGUGAAGGAAGCAUAUAGAAUACGAAGAUGGGCUUUACCAGAUCUAGCUACGAUAGACCAAUGCAAAGAUGAUGAAUCUAUAGAGAUAACUAAUUCAGCUUUGAAAGAAGGUUGUCAAAUAUUUGGCUCUAUGGAAGUUAAUAGGGUUGGUGGUAGCUUCCACAUUGCACCAGGAAAAAGUUUUACAAUCAAUCAUGUUCAUGUGCAUGAUGUACAACCUUACUCAUCUUCAGUAUUUAAUACUACUCACAUUAUUCGUCAUUUGUCAUUUGGAAGUAACAUUGAAAGUGGUAAUACUGCUCCUUUAGAUGGUGUAGUUGGGUUAGCUAAAGAAGGUGCAGUUAUGUUCCAGUAUUAUUUGAAAAUUGUACCUACAAUGUACAUAAAAUUAGACAAAAGUAUUUUGCACACUAAUCAAUUUUCUGUAACAAGGCAUCAAAAAGCUGUGUCUAAUAUCAAUGCAGAAUCAGGGAUGCCUGGUGCUUUUUUUAGCUAUGAACUUUCUCCAUUAAUGGUGAAAUAUACCGAAAAGGAAAGAUCAGUAGGACAUUUUGCUACUAAUAUAUGUGCAAUAGUAGGUGGAGUUUUUACCGUUGCAGGAAUACUGGAUUCACUUUUAUACCAUUCUCUAAAUGCAUUCCAAAGUAAAAUGCUACUUGGCAAAACUGGAUAAUUUACAAUGUUUUUAAGAAAGUGUUAAAAUCUGAGACACUACAUUUUGCAAAAGCUUUACAAAACUCUAUAUCUGUAUUUUCUGCUAAUGCUAUAAUUGGUACAUAGUUCUCUUUCUUUGGAUCAUACUGAGCUCUUCCCAACUUCUCCAGAAAAAGAUGUCGCUGUUUAAUUCUAAAGUUUCUACAUAGUAGUAUACCAGGAUUAUUUAAUAUUUGUGUAUGAGGAAUUUUUAUUGUAUUGUGAAUGUAAUUGAAUCUAUGUAGUAGUGACUUUUGAUCUGUAAAAAAAAUAGAAAUAUGACACUAUAAUUUGACAUAUACGUAGGUAAUAAUGAACAUAAUACAGUAAAAGAAGGACCUUCUGAGGCAAUCCACAGCCAGAAUAUGUAUUCAAAAUAAAAUUUAUUUGGCUAUAUGUAGAUGCGUAAGUUGUCCUUAAAUCUGAAUUCAUAAAUUUCUUGUUCAAGGAAUUAAUAAAUUGAUUACACCAA